GGGGCACAUGGGACGAAGUGAGCCCGGCCACCUCCUAGCCCACAACCACCCACUCAAUUUGCACCCCGACAUCCGAUCUGACUCGACUUCUCCUCUCCCUGCCCGGUUCCACCCUGUGCCGGCCCCGGCUGUGUGCCCUACCAUGUGCCGCGCGUUUCAGAGCACCUUGAAAAAUGAGCUCUCAUGCUUCCGCAUCACCGACCACCUCCUACGGAGCGGUCGGUGGCAGCCCCCUGUCCGCCGAGGCGGACAGUCUCAUCUCGUCCUACCUUGCCGACCACCGGGCUCAUCGCACCGGCUCCGAGACAUCCCUUGUGACGGAGUCCUCCCACAGCGACGGGCGUGAUGAUGGGAGUUUCUUCAGUUACGACGCCUCGGGGCCCGGCUCGUCCGGCUACUAUCCCGAGGAUGACAACGACCACAAGGCCCUCCUCGGCAACGACGGCGGGACAAAGCCCUCUGCUUCUGGAGAGGGCGGCUCCCCCAGCGACCAGCUUGGUGGCCAAUCAUCCUCGACCGAGGCCCCGCCCAAGACCGGGACAGACAGCCGGCGUUUCCGCCUUGCCAUGGCCCUCGUGUGUAUGUUUGGCCUGGCCAUCUCCUGGGUGGCCCAAGGCUGGCUCGGUCAGAGCCUCCAGGACAGUGGCUAUGAGAAUCCAUACAUCAUGAGUUACUUUGGGCAUAGCAUGUUUGCCCUGGGCAUUCUAAUUGUAUUGCCCUUCUACAAGACCUUCGACAUCAACCCCCGGCGCUACCUCAUGCCGACCUUCGUCCUUGCGUGUAUCUCCUUCCUCAUGCUGUAUCUGUGGUACCUCUCGCUCAACCACACGAUGCUCUCCCUGAACACGGCCAUCUACCAAUGCGUGUGUGUCGUGGUGUACUUCCUUUCAAUGAUCCUCCUCAAGGAGCGCGCGGACUGGCGCAAGUUCCUGGCCGUGGCCGUGUGCAUUACCGGGGUCUUCCUGACGGCAUUCGCCCCGACCGAGGAUGACUCCUCCACCGAUGGGACUGCCCUCGGGUACAUGCUGCUCAUUGGCUCGACCAUUCUCUAUGGUCUCUAUGAGGUUCUGUUCGCAUGGUAUCGCCUCGUGCCGCCUGAUGCUCCCGCUCUCGAGGGUCUUCUGGCUUCUAUCUAUACCCUGGGCCUGACUGGCGUUUGGACAUUCCUCAUCUUCUGGAUUGGUAUGCCCAUCCUCCAGGCCACCGGGUUCGAGAACAUUGCCCUGCCUCCGACGCCGGAACUCCGCAUGGACCUGCUCAUCUUGUGGUUCGUGGUGGUCAUCUACCAUGCCCUGCUGCUGAUUUGCCUCUUCAUGGCCGGAUCGCCGCUGCUUGUGUCUGUCGGCACCAUCCUCGCCGUGCCAACGGCCAUCCUGGUGGAGUUCGUGGCGGCCCAGAUCGGGGGUGGCCCGGCCCCCUCCAUCCAUGCCAUGGCCUGGGCCGGCAUGUGUCUCAUUGUGCUGGGUUCGUGCUGCUGACCGCCGCCAAUGAGACCAGCCUCGGGGCUGGGCUUUUUGCUCGCUUCGCCCGCCGCCUCGGCUUCAAUGUGUACUGCCCGGCUGAGGGGGAUGAGCCGAGCUCCAACUGCGGCGGUGGGGCCAAGGUGGAUAGCAACGUCGACACGACCGUGUGAGAGACAGGCCGAAAGGCACCCGGUUGCGCUCCUUGCCUCCUGCCCCCCCCCCCCCCCACCCAAAGUACGGUGUGUACCCCCUCCCCUGGGCGAGCCUCUCGCCGCCACUCAAAAGGGGGCGCGUCCGAGGCCUCCGCGCCUCUUCCACCCGCCCCCCCUCCUCUUCGGGAGCGUGCGCGCUCACACGCAUACAUGCACAAGGUGAUAACGCCUAUUUUUCCAAUAAACAUAGACAGUGUUGCA
Messenger RNA from Fonticula alba, 1876 nucleotides. RefSeq lists its product as hypothetical. The transcript has 5 exons. Gene Ontology annotation, cellular component: membrane. Lineage: Eukaryota; Rotosphaerida; Fonticulaceae. The record is from RefSeq and is a predicted model, not a curated record. Bases 174 to 1478 code for a protein of 434 amino acids.